This is a messenger RNA of Hypoxylon fragiforme, 1313 nucleotides long. RefSeq names its product NAD(P)-binding protein. Lineage: Eukaryota; Fungi; Ascomycota; Sordariomycetes; Xylariales; Hypoxylaceae. The transcript is spliced from 2 exons. Gene Ontology annotation, molecular function: oxidoreductase activity. The coding region runs from base 225 to 1088 and encodes 287 amino acids. The record is from RefSeq and is a predicted model, not a curated record.
AUUUACGUGAUCCAACAUCCAUACGAUCGCAAGCCAAUCCAAUAGGAUGCAUCGAUUCAGGCCAACAGUUUAUAGCGCUUAUUCGGAUGCCUGGGCAGGUAACUCUUUUACGUGUCCAUUUAACUAAAACCUUUUCAAACACCGAUCUUGUUGACUUAUGUACAACUUAAAACUGAUUCUACUAAUACAACUAUUACAAUAUCUAGGUACUAGGGACUAAAGCCAUGCCGCAGACCUGGCUAAUCACCGGCUGCUCCAGCGGCUUCGGCGAGCUCUUCGUGCGGAAACUCCGGGCCGCCGGCGACAACGUCAUCGCCACCGGCCGCUCCGCCGAAGUCAAGCUCCGCCACCUCAAAGAAACCGGCGCCGAGAUUCUCGAUCUCGAUGUUUCGAUCCCCGCGGAGGAGAUCAAGGCUAAGAUCGACCAUGCGUGGAAUAUUUAUCCCGGGGGCAUUGAUGUGGUUGUUAAUAAUGCGGGUUAUAUCCUUAGCGGUGCGCUUGAGGAGUUGAGCGUGCAAGAAAUGGAGGACGUGAUGAAGACAAACUUCUUCGGCCCUUUCAACAUCACACAAGCCAUACUACCCAAAAUGCGAGCUACAGGGAAAGGAACGCUGUGCUAUAUGAGUUCGCAAGCGGGGUGGCACGGCGAUCCCGGCGCCGCCGGAUACUGCGCUUCGAAAUUUGCCGUGGAAGGGAUGGCCGAGUGUCUCUCGAAAGAACUCGCUUUCAUCGCGCCCGCCGUCAGAGUCCUGCUCUUCGAGCCCGGAUACUUCCGGACCCGCGCGUUCCACAACGUCAACUACACGACCGUAAGCGACGCCAGUGACUACUCCCAGUUCCACAGCGGCGCGGUGGCGCACGUGGAGGGCGUGAAGAGCAACGAGCCCGGCGAUCCGGAUAAAGGGGUCGACCGCAUGAUUGAGAUCAUCAAGGGAACGGGCGUGGCGGCGGGGAGGACGGUGCCGUUGAGGGUGCCGCUGGGGAGUGAUGGGUGGGGGAAGGUUCAUGAUAAGUGUGUGGAGACGUUGAAGAUUUGCGAGGAGUGGGAGGAUGUUGCAAGGAGCACGGAUGUGGAUUCGUCAGCAUAGGUGCCCUGAAAGGAACCCAUUUCACCUAGCCUACUGCUUAAGAAUUGAGACAGUCUCUUUCACUGACUUUCUUGCUUUUAUGAUACUGCCUGUACUUGUGCCGAACUUACCUGGUCCCAAGAUAUUUCAAAAGAUGUGGAAGUACAUAGUCGGCGCCGCCGGUCUCACUAGAUCGGCAGUAGUUAGAACAUUCGGACGACGAUCUCCCCCCUUUGAAAGACCCCA